This is a messenger RNA of Mesorhabditis belari, 1959 nucleotides long. The record is from the annotation of a GenBank genome assembly. NCBI's taxonomy places the organism in Eukaryota, Metazoa, Nematoda, Chromadorea, Rhabditida, Rhabditidae.
AUGGACUCCUCAGAGGAGACACUGAUCUGCCCGGGAAUCCCGCAACAUUCUUUCGUUUUUGAGGCCGCCGAUUUGCCAACAAAGACUGUUGUUGUGUAUGCGGAUCGAGCUGAGGUGAAACGCUACAUCCAAGCGAGUCUCGCCAAAGGCACCAAUGAGAUCAUCAUUCAGAAUGUCUCAGCGGUCAUUGAACGCCAAUCGGUUCGAGUUGAUGGUGUUGGGGUCGUCAUUCAAGAAGUCCAAUAUCAAGAGAUGCCUAUUGAUACGCUUACUGAAACAGAAAGAGUUCGAGCGCUUGAAGAAGAGAAAUAUGAUUUGGAGUCGCGAAGGGCCGAACUGGAUGACGAGGUGGAGUCACUCAAGAAAAGGGCCGAGGUUUUGGAUGGAGUGGCUGCUCAGAUUGCAUCCGGCUCGAGCUCGGGCAUUUCAUCACCCGACCUCUCACCGCCGCCAGUUCGUCAAAUCGAGAGGAGACACUCAGCAAAUCAAAUCACCCCUCAACCAUCACCACUCCAAACCCCAUGCCUAAAUUUUCUCCUUGACGGCGAUUAUUUGAAAAAUUUAGCUCAUUUUCUCGCAUAUUACGGAGAAACUGUUCACUCACUGAAAGCCGAGAUGAGGGAUAAACAACGGGAAAGCGAUCGGAUCCACGAAAACAUUGAGAAUUUGGAGAGGAAAAUUGAUCAGCUACGCUGUGGUUAUGAGUAUGACUCGAUCAAGCGCAACAUCUCGAUCAUCGUUGAAGUCGAUGAGAAUAAAGAGGCCGAGCUUUUCGUCACGUAUCAGGUCUACUGCGCAGGUUGGAAGCCAACAUAUGACAUUCGAGCGACGACGACGAGCGAUGAGGAACAGAAUUGCUCUGUGAAGUUGUGCUAUUAUGGUUUGGUCGAACAGAACACCGGGGACACGUGGAACGAGUGCGAUCUCGUUUUAUCCACAGCAACUCCAUCAGUUGGUGGAUCUCCGCCGCCAUUGGGCACCCUAACCGCAACGCUGCAGAGACACGCGAAAAAUUUAAGACAACGUCAUGGCUCGUCGAAACGCAAACCGAUGAGCAUGGCUAGUGAAGAAGAUAUGGGUUUUGGAUCGUUUGACUACAAUGAAUUGGUUGAUGCAGCUGCUAUGCAAAGAUUGACAAUGGCGCACAAUGUCUCCUCGGACUCGAACUCGUGCUCAUCGACCCCAAUGGACGCACUCUCGACGGCUUGUUUCCCGAUCGCUCGUCCGGUCACCAUUCCAUCCAAUGGAAUCGAGCAUAAAGUCCUAGUAGCUCAGGUCGAUCUCGGUUGUGCCUUUUUGCACGAGGCUGUUCCCUGCAAGAGUACUUCGGCUUAUCUCUCGGCUCAAGUCAUCAACACAUCCAAUUUACCGCUAUUGCCCGGAGGACUCGCUGUUUACAUGAAUAACAGCUUUGUUUCAAAGACCCACAUUCCCUAUGUCGCCUGCGGGGAUGAGUUCCGAUGCUCACUCGGGCUCGACCCGGCGGUGAAAAUCGAGUACCGAGCGCCGAAUCGACUCCUUGAGCAGGUUGGCUUUAUGUCGAAGAGCCAACUGAUCACCCAGGAGCAAACGAUUGCGCUGAGGAAUGCGAAAGUGAAUCAAACCGUGCAGCUCACUGUUAGAGAGCACAUUCCGAAGAGCAACGAUGAUAAAAUCAAAGUGUCAAUCGUCACUCCAGAGCUUCGGGGGAAAGCGCAGGACGCGAAACUGAACAAGGAUCACAAUCUCGAGUGGACGAUUACCCUUGGACCCGGGCAAACGAAAGAGCUCAACGUCAAGUAUACGAUUCGUUUCUCCGAUGGGGUGAAUGUGAUUUCGAGUGUUGACGAUUUACAAGCAUUUUCUUUAUUUCACGAGAUGUUUUCUAUGAAUUUUAAUCUUUCUACAAUUCCCAAGGGACGACCAAGAGCCGAUACUGACGAAAAAACACCACAUAUUAGAAGAGUGACGAAAGUUUUC